AUUACUGGAGGGAAAGGUGUGAUGACGGAGGAGAGACUGCAUCGUGUUCAGCGUUCCAGUGCCUGCUUCAUUAACCAACUUCAGCAUUUGAGACACCAGCCAAGUGCAACAGAAUAAAAGUUGCGAUGAGAACAAAUGCACGUCGCUGCAUGGUUUUGCCAUUCAGACUGACCACGUUUCGACUCUGCUUCUGCUACUGUACAACAGCACAUGAAAGCAGGAGGGGCGGGGCCAGGGAGAGCGAGGGGCGGAGCCGACCACUAGAGUCCGGGAAAAGUCAAACUGGAGGCGGGGCCUCAAUGUCUGCGCAAACCCCACUUGGCCCGUCCUCCUCCAGACGGGCCCCUCCCUCCCCCACCCCCUCGGGCCACCCGCUCUUGAGUUGGAGACUCCUGGCUCCCGUUCGGCUCAGUCCGGGCAACAGAGGGACACGGGAAUGGACACAGAAGGGAGUCAGAGCAGCCUGUCGUCCUCCACGCAGGACUCCCCGCACGAUCCCUGCAAAAUGUUCAUCGGCGGGCUGAGCUGGCAGACGACACAAGAGGGACUGAAGGAAUACUUUUGUAAAUUCGGCGAGGUGAAGGAGUGUAUGGUGAUGCGGGAUCCGGUUACGAAGCGGUCGAGGGGCUUUGGAUUUGUCACCUAUGUAGACCAGACCGGUGUGGAUAAAGUUUUGGCCCAAAACAGACACGAGUUGGAUUCAAAAACAAUUGACCCUAAGGUGGCCUUCCCACGUAGAGCUCAGCCGAAGCUGGUAACAAGAACAAAGAAGAUCUUUGUUGGAGGGCUGUCUGUCAACACCACCAUCGAAGAUGUGAAACAGUAUUUCGAUCAGUUCGGAAAGGUUGAUGACGCGAUGCUAAUGUUUGACAAAACCACCAACAGGCACAGAGGUUUUGGCUUUGUGACCUUUGAGAAUGAAGACGUGGUGGAAAAGGUCUGCGAGAUCCACUUUCAUGAGAUCAACAACAAGAUGGUGGAGUGCAAGAAGGCGCAGCCGAAGGAAGUGAUGUCACCGACAGGUACGGCGCGAGGCCGCUCCAGGGUGAUGCCCUACGGCAUGGACGCCUUCAUGCUGGGGAUAGGCAUGCUGGGUUACCCAGGGUUCCAGGCGGCCACCUACGCCAGUCGUGGCUACACAGGAAUCACACCAGGAUACACAUACCAGUUCCCAGAAUUUCAUUUAGAACGGACACCCCUCCUGACUUCCUCUCACCCCCAAGAGAUCACAGCCAUUCCACUGACUGCCUAUGGACCAAUGGCAGCGGCCGCAGCUGCAGCGGUCGUCAGAGGUGCGCAAAAUCAGCUCUAUUAUGGUUCCACCCCGUCACGCGCCGCUGGGUUCCUGGGCACCAGCAGCCCUGGGCCAAUGGCAGACCUUUAUGCAGCAGCCAAUCAGGACUCAGUCAGCAGCUACAUCAGUGCAGCAAGCCCUGCCCCCAGCACGGGGUUCGGACAUGGACUCGGGGGUCCUUUGAUCGCAACUGCCUUCACCAAUGGCUACCACUGAGGUGUCCCGUCAGCAUCCGGCACGGGAUGAAGAAACUCGCGAGCGCCGCUGACCACGUGACGUGCUUACAGGACGCUCCCUCAUGACUCCACUCUGGGGUUCCCAUCUUUCUUUUCCCUCCAUUCUCUACUAACAUCACUUUUCUUUUUCCUCAUCCCGUAUUUUUCUUCCUGACGUGCAUCCUGUUUAUCAGCGACUCGUGUAUGACAUGCUGCCGUCUGUCUUUUGAAAGAAAAAAAAAUGAAGAAAAAAAAAAACAUUGUUUGAUUGUAUACGUGCGGAAACACGCGAGGAAUUCCGUUUCUCCGGAUUUUUAUUUUGACGAGUCUUUGCUGACUGUGUUUUGAAGUUUUUACUGUACUCAUGCUGUAACGGAUGAUGUCGAGAAAGACCGAGAAAGAGAGAGGAGGAGCAACGCAACUGGAAAAAAAAGUUCAGGAUUUGUCUUCCUUGAUGUUUAUUAAGCAUUACAAAUCUAAACCACACCGAACAAAGACAUGAGAAUGAAUCAAAUUUACAAAAAAAAAAAA
Messenger RNA from Pimephales promelas (fathead minnow), 2040 nucleotides. Lineage: Eukaryota; Metazoa; Chordata; Actinopteri; Cypriniformes; Leuciscidae. The record is from RefSeq and is a predicted model, not a curated record.